Rhagoletis pomonella (apple maggot) is the source of this 531-nucleotide messenger RNA. RefSeq lists its product as uncharacterized. The transcript has 2 exons. Lineage: Eukaryota; Metazoa; Arthropoda; Insecta; Diptera; Tephritidae. The annotation marks the transcript as partial. The record is from RefSeq and is a predicted model, not a curated record.
AUGCGUCAAUUUUUGAUCCUGUGUUCAGUCAUCUCUGCAACCUAUGCGGCCAGUCUGGGCUACAACUAUGAGAGCAACAACGGCCCUGCGCUGGGUGGCGGUCUAAGUAGUGGCCAAAUUGGUGGUCCAAGUUACGGUGGUUUAGCUGCCGCUGGUCCAAGUUACAGUGGCCCCUCUUCCUACGGUCCUAGUUAUAGUGGCCCUGCUUCAGCUGGGCCCAGCUCCAAUGCUCCAGCAGAGGUCAACAAAGAAUAUUUCACCUAUACCGCACCUGAACAUGAAUUUGAUGAUGCUGGCAAUAAUGAUCAGUUGGCUAACUCACUAAAGAAGAAUUUGCGUGUCAUCUUCAUCAAGGGACCUGAAAACACAGGACUCGAGAACGCUGCUUUGCAACUGGCUAAAUCGGUCGGUGAUGAUCGCACCGCCAUCUAUGUGCUCAACAAACAAGCAGACAUCGGCGAUUUGGCGAACAAAUUGCAAUCUCUCAACCACCAAAACGCCAACAAACCCGAGGUGCACUUCGUCAAGUAC